Messenger RNA from Trachemys scripta elegans, 5371 nucleotides. It is a transcript of the gene CALCRL, whose product is annotated as calcitonin receptor like receptor. The record is from RefSeq and is a predicted model, not a curated record. Gene Ontology annotation, biological process: angiogenesis; cell surface receptor signaling pathway; adenylate cyclase-activating G protein-coupled receptor signaling pathway. The transcript has 15 exons. Gene Ontology annotation, cellular component: plasma membrane. Gene Ontology annotation, molecular function: calcitonin gene-related peptide receptor activity; adrenomedullin receptor activity; calcitonin receptor activity. The coding region runs from base 576 to 1982 and encodes 468 amino acids. NCBI's taxonomy places the organism in Eukaryota, Metazoa, Chordata, Testudines, Emydidae.
AUCACUUACAAUCUGACAACCCUUCCAAUUCUCCUCAGAGCAACCCCCCUCUCCACAGAAGACCAGAGUAACCUCUUACAUUAGGAUCAUCAGGCUCUGAUAAACUGGAUUAUACCCAGAUUGCAGGAUCAGAUUGUAGGUCUCUUAUCAUUCUCCACCUUGCUGGGGGGAGGAGGAAGAAUCACACUCUUUCAUAAAUUGAAAGGCAAAAAUCAAAUUGAGAUCCAAGAAUUUAUUUGAAUUUUUUUCCAAAGGAACUGUGUUUGCACCAGUAGGUAUUCUUGCAGAAACAUGAGAAAAUACAGCUGGAACAUACCUUCAUGAUCCCAAUGCAUAGGAGAUCCCUGACACAGUGACCCCCUGCCCCAGUUCCACUGGCAGUGUUCCACAUCUCUGACUCCCUCUUCUCUCCAAAGUCUAUGGAAGGUUCACUACAGGACAUAACUACUGGAUAAGAAAAUAUCCGAGACAAGAGUGAGUAUGACCCAAAGGAAAAUGUGGUUGGAAUCUGGACACACCUUUGCAUCUUGAUCUUGUUGUUGAACUGUAGCAUAAAACACAUUGAAUCAGAUUUAAUGAUGGAGACAAAUUGGAUCAUUCAAUUGCUGCUCCUCUUGUCAGUUACCAUGUUUUUUGCCAUUGCUAUACCAAAUGAGCAGAAUCAGAAUGUGACAGAAGACUCCACUCAGUUGAGUGUGACUAGGAAUAAAAUUAUGACAGCACAGUAUGAAUGCUAUCAGAAAAUUACACAAGAUCCUAUUCGUAGUAAAGAAGGUCCUUACUGUAACAGAACAUGGGAUGGUUGGUUGUGUUGGAAUGAUGUUGCAGCAGGAACCGUAUCAAUACAACGCUGUCCUGACUACUUUCAGGACUUUAACCCAUCAGAAAAAGUUACAAAGAUUUGUGACCAAAAUGGAAACUGGUUUAGACAUCCCGAAAGCAACAGAACAUGGACAAACUACACCCAGUGUAAUCUCCGUACACAUGAAAAAGUAAAGACAGCCCUGAAUUUGUAUUAUCUGGCUAUCAUCGGGCAUGGUCUUUCAAUUGCAUCACUUUUGAUUUCCCUUGGCAUAUUCUUUUAUUUUAAGAGCUUGAGUUGCCAAAGGAUCACCCUACAUAAAAAUCUGUUUUUCUCUUUUGUUUGCAACUCCAUCGUAACAAUAAUUUGGCUGGCGGCAGUUGCCAACAACCAGCAGUUAGUUGCAACUAAUCCACUUAGUUGCAAAGUAUAUCAGUUCAUUUACUUGUAUUUAAUCGGUUGCCAUUACUUCUGGAUGCUCUGUGAAGGCAUUUAUCUGCAUACUCUCAUUGUGGUGGCUGUCUUUGCAGAGAAACAACACUUGAUGUGGUAUUAUCUUCUCGGCUGGGGAUUCCCAUUGAUCCCUGCCUGCAUACACGCUGUAGCAAGAAGUAUGUAUUUCAAUGACAACUGCUGGAUCAGUUCUGAAACUCAUCUGCUGUACAUUAUCCAUGGGCCUAUUUGUGCUGCUUUAGUGGUGAAUCUUUUUUUCCUGUUGAAUAUUGUUCGAGUUCUGAUAACCAAGCUCAAAGUCACACACCAGGCAGAAUCCAAUCUAUACAUGAAAGCUGUGAGAGCUACACUCAUUCUAGUGCCACUUCUUGGCAUUGAAUUUGUGCUGAUUCCAUGGCGACCAGAAGGCGGUAUUGCUGAAGAAGUAUAUGACUACGUGAUGCAUAUCCUUAUGCAUUAUCAAGGUCUGUUGGUGGCUACAAUUUUCUGCUUUUUUAAUGGAGAGGUCCAAGCUGUUUUGAGAAGGCACUGGAAUCAGUACAGAAUGCAAUUUGACCACAGCUUCACUCACUCAGAUACUAUGCGCACAGCUUCCUACACGGUAUCAUCCAUCAGUGAUGUUCAGGGCUACAGCUUCAAUCACGAUUUCACGAAUGAGCAUUUAAAUGGAAAAAGCUACCAUGACAUGGAGAAUAUUGUUUUAAAAGCUGAAAAGCUGUAUGGUUGACUGCAGAAAUGCUGUAUUGCCCGCAUUCUAGUCCUCAUAGUUCAUGAACUUGAAGUUUGAGUUAAUGACUUCGUGGCCAGAAGAUUUUUACCUCACUUGGGACAUGUUUUUCCUGAAUGAUGCAAACUUAAAACAAUGCAUUUCUCAUGUGUAUAUACAUAUGCACAUAUAUGUUCAUACAUAGAUAUAAGUACAUAUAUAAAGAACCAGACUUUGCCUCUUCUGUUUCUACUGUGUAGACCAAGUUGGCAAUUAUUUGUACGCAGGGAAUCAAUGAAGGAUUUCUUAUUUUCUUGAAAGUUUGUGUAAAGACUGUGUUGUAUUGAAAGCCAUUUCAUUUACCUGCAAGAACUCAUCUUGUAAAUACUGUCUUAAUCAUAAUAUAUUUGCUAAAUUCAGCCAGUACACACAACCUAAAUCAGUGGUUAAGAUUGAACUCUGUCAGCAAAGACAGAUUGUUGAAGAUAAUUGAGUCUGAGAUGUUGAUAUGUAUCUGGCUCAUUUUUUGCCACUAUUUUAAACCAGGCAUAUUGUAAAGGCAUCCAGAUGCCAAUGCCCGAAAUCUGAGGGAUGACACCCCAGCUGCUUCUAUUCUGCAAUGUAAAAUUUUACAAGAUGUUUUUAAUUAUUUUAGUUAGUAUACAGACAGCCUGAUCCUGCCACUAAUGACGUAAAUGGAAGUUUCUUAUUGACUUUAAUGGGAGCAGGACCAGUGAGAUCCUGAUCUGGAAAAGCUGAUAAGCCCAUCUUUAUCUUUGACUUUGAUGGAACUUAAACUAGUGCUUAAGAUGUUUGUAAAAGUCAAGCAGGAUUGCUGAUUUAGAGCAAGAUUGCAUACAUGUAAAAAAAAUAUUUUCCUUGCCACAUGCCUGAUACCUUAGUUUAUCAAUCAGGCAAAACAAAUCCCAUUGAUACAGUGGGAGUUUUGGCUGAGAAAGGCAUGCAAGAUUGGAUGACAUGCAAAUAAAUAUUAUCGUAGAGCCAGCUUCUUUAGCCUAGCCUAGAGUAAUAAGAAAAGGUGGCUUGGGGCAUUUUCCAGUGGUUUUUGGAAAACUUAUCAAGUCUGUUAUGAAAAUCCUUUGGAGCCUUUCUGAAGUGCCUUGUUUGGGAAAUUCAGUAUUAUUUUGUGGUGAUUGAUUGUAUAAGGCUUGAAUCUGUUAAGGUCUUAAGAAAAAUAUGUCUUUAAAGACAGCAUUUUAUGUGUGUUUUUAAAUGUUUUAUGUUUUAAACAAAUAGUGUAUUUUCAAUACAAGGGAAGAAAAAUCAAAAGGGGGGCACAUGAUAAGAGGUUACUUUAGUUCUCAAAAAGUCUUAUUUAAAAGUAUUUUUUAAGGCUGAAUAAAGUGAAAUAAACAGAAAUGGAUGAACAAUCUAGUACUGUGGAUGGUAGAAUAUUGCAUGCAAAAGUAUUUCUGAUUCAUUAAAACCAACACCAGAGGCUUAAAAAAUACUUUUUCAGAACAGCUCAGUUUUAAAGGCUUAUUAGUGAAUAUGAAAAAUUCAGUUUUAGCCUUUAAGGGUGAUGUCAUUAGUCUUCUAACAGACUUCAAUAGACAGCUAAUUAGCCAGCCAUCAUAAGGCUUUUCAGUUUGAGAUUUCAUAAGAAUGUGAAUAGUUUUUGUCUUCAUCACAGUCGUUUGCAACUUUAUGUAUACGUUUAAACCUUCUAUUGGCUGGUGAUUUAAUGUAGAAGAAAAGCCUUUAGUCGGUGGAUUACUAUUAAUCAUAAUAAGCUAGAAUCUCAGUUGCCCAGAUCAAGAGGUCUGUGCUGAUAGUGGAUAGUCUGACAAAAAAAUGUAUGAGGGUCACUCAGAAGCUGUGCUUGUACCAGUGCCAGAAAUCAGACGUCACAGUGUCAUUGUGUAAAUGCCAGCUGCUUACAAAUGUCCUUACUGACCAAGUUGCUUGAACAACAAUUUAAAAAAAUUUACUCUGGCUGAAACCCCCAGCAGACUUUCACGCAUGGGACCAGAGCCAGAGCUGCUGUAAAUCAUAUGGCUCUCUUGAAGUCAAGGAAGUUACACUGGCUUACACCAGUGGAGGAACUGGCCCAUAUUGUCCAUGUGUCUUCCAGGCAGACAUUACAGACUUAAAACAUUUUAUACAAUUUGAGCAGCUGUGUAAUUCAAAAGUACCUGGCCAGACUAACAUGAUUAACCCAUAAAGGGCAGUCAAUGUAAUUGCGAAGGGUUAAAUUUUAAGGGCCUAAUGUUCCCGUUAGAUGAUGCAGCUCUACUGAUUUUACUGGGGUUUUUACUUCUUAGCAGAGGGGAGUAUUGGCUGCUCAUAGCUCCAUUAGGGAGCUGUGGAUUGGGAAGGUGCGGGGAAGAAUGAGGUUCACAGCUUCUGGUACAAGAGCCGUCCUAACAGCUCAGGGUGACAGGCCCAAUGUAGUGCCAUGUACGCUCUUAGAAAAGAAACAGCAUGCAGCAGGUGAGAAACAAUCCUUUGUGGCCAUGGUGUGCCAAAUGGUGUGGUAGCUACAUUUUGUCCCUAAGCAUGAGGUAGACCUUCUUGCGUAUGGCUGUUGUAUUAGAGAAUAAGUUCCCUACACCCUCUUCUUACAAUACCCCUCUCACAUACCCAGGGAGCCAAGAACAUGGUCUAAAUGCUCCUUUAUCAGAAUAAAUUUGAAUUAAAUCCUUACGCUAAUUUCUCACAUGGUCUUUUUUAUACAUACUUUGUACUGUGUUUGGGACAAAUACUGGUGUAGCUCCUAUCUGUGCUCUGAAGGAAUACAGACAGUUAUGGGGGUUUUUUAAGAGUUCUUUUUACCAGGCAAGCAUUUCAUAGUAACUGUAGUUUGCUGUUAGUAUGUUAUUCAGUGAGGAUUUGCAGUCUCAAAGAGGGUUGGGAGACUACCUGUCUUGUUUAGGAUCUCAUUUUGUAUUUGGCAUCUGUAAUACUAUGAUAUUAGUUUUAUAUGUUUAUGGAUAUUACUUCAAAUGAGAGAGAGUGUCUAUUUUUAUGCUACUGCUGUCAGUUAAUAAAAUGCCACAAAGAAGUUAGGUCAUGCUCACUGCUGGGUGCUCACUUGAUUCCAUUUUUUAAAAUGUUAAUUUACUAAUUGUUUUGUCAUUCAUUAUUUUUCAAGGUUAUGAUCUAUUAGAGUAUUUGGCCGAACACAUGCUAACGUAUAGCCUCCCAUGUUACCAUUUCAUGUCAUAAAAGAGUCAUGCUAGAAAUCAAGCAACAUUCAAAACUAUUGUACAAUGUAAAUAAGAUUAAUGGACUAUAGCAGUGUAUUUAUUGCUUAUAAAGUAAGAACAAAAUGAAAAAAUGUGAAAUUAUUUUUGGUCUUAUUUUCACUCUAUUCCUAAGAAACAUUCAUUUUAAUUGUUGUCAAACAAAGUAUUAAUUUUCUGAUCAAUAAAACAUUAUUAUGCUUA